AUGCAGUUCCAGUCCCCCCAACCUAAGCCCGGACCGAGCUUCGACCCAUCUCACCCGUCGAUUGCGAAUACCCCUCAAACAAGCACUCCCGUCUCUGCGACUGCUCAAGGGACUCCAAUCAAUGGUUUUGCUACCCCGACUCAGCUAAGAGGUCAAAGCAAGCCACCCCAAGCGGGGCAUCGGCUGAGCGUGUCACGGCAUUCACAGCCGCCAGGUCCCGCACCUGAUGCACCGAGCCAAUUCGCUGCACCUUCCCCGUCUCAGCAGAGAAAAGCCUCGGCGACACCUGGGCCACAGCCAGUACAGCCACCGGAACCCACGCCAGAACAAGUCUACAAGCGGCCGAUUGAAGAUCCCUUCAAACCUAUGAUCAUCACCGAGCAGCGGCUUCAUGGGCCGAUUCAAGUCGAAGAAAUGUUCCACAUGGGUGAGGAAAUAUCAGCACUUCGGCCAACAGUACCAAGCUUCGCGGAGUUGGGCAUCAUAGACAUCCACGCCUUGACCAUGAGUUUGAAGUCUGGAAUCCACGCUGAAACUCGACUGGCCCUUGAUACUCUCAUCACAAUUUCCAGUCAGCCAAGCAUCCAGAUAUCACUGGAAAGCACAGAGGACUUGGUCGAGAGCUUGGUAGAUUGUGCCGAUGAGCAAGCCGAGUUCUUGGCAGAGCACGUUGAAGAAAUCAGCGAACAGAUAUCGCUGCGGUCUUACGAAGAUGUCACCCGGGGCUGUCAAUAUGAACACGCUGCGCUUGCGGAUGUUUUCGAAUUUGGGAGCCUUGACUAUGAAUUGAAUUGCGCCAUAGAUCGUCUGAUCUGUAUCACCACCAUUCUUCGAAACCUGUCAUUCAGUGAAUCCAACUUCGAGUCCCUCGGGGUGCCUGCUGUGACGCAGUGUCUCGCAAACAUUUUCAGAAAUAUCGGCACCCGCGAUCGAUACCUGCGCACGGAUCAAAACCUCUUGGAUUUCAUGAAGGAUGCUGUGAUCUUCAUGAGCAACUUGGCCCAUGUCAUGCAAAUACCAGGGAAGGAAGAAGCUUUGAGCCUUUUGCAUUUCUUGCUGGCAUUUUUGCCUUCCCCCGGGCCCACGGAGGUGAAGCCCGGACAACUUCUGUUUACGACCUUUAAUCCAUCUAUUCAUCGCUACACCCCCGCUGCAGUAGACGGGCUCGCCAAAUUGCUAGCACGAGAUGAUCCCAAUCGGGUCUUCUUCGGCUCGAUCUUUUCGGGCGAUGGCUUGGCGGCCCCGCAGCCCGAGCUGCUUACUCGGGCGUUUGGCCUUGCAAUUUGCGCCGUUCCAGAUCGGAGACCUCUAGCAGUGGCCGACGCUCGCCUUGUUUUUCUGAUGCAAGGCCUGUUAGCAGCCGAUGUCUUGACAACCUUUGCAGAUGGGGUCCUCGCCAAGCAAUGGCUUGGGUCCGUCGAUGGAUUUGCUGCUCAUCUGCUGCGUGUGUCGUGCCUGCUGUGUACCGAGCGUCUUUCAACCAUCAAUCCGCGUCAAAAUCGGCAAGCUGAAACGGAAGCCUUUGCAUACAGCUCCAUCAUCCAUCGUGGUCUCGGUAUUCUGCGGCGACUCGCGGAGAAGUCCAAACAAGUCGAUAGCUCCGCCCAGCUUCGACUUCCUUCGGGCAUCCUCCCCAGUAAAGAAAGCUUACUUGGCGCGUUGCUUCUCGCGAACAUGGAUCCGACCAUCAUUCGCCAGCUCCUUACAUAUGCCAACCUCGCAGAGUAG
Messenger RNA from Penicillium oxalicum, 1728 nucleotides. RefSeq lists its product as uncharacterized. Gene Ontology annotation, biological process: regulation of transcription by RNA polymerase II. The record is from RefSeq and is a predicted model, not a curated record. Gene Ontology annotation, cellular component: SWI/SNF complex; nucleus. The transcript has a single exon. Gene Ontology annotation, molecular function: transcription cis-regulatory region binding. NCBI's taxonomy places the organism in Eukaryota, Fungi, Ascomycota, Eurotiomycetes, Eurotiales, Aspergillaceae. The coding region runs from base 1 to 1728 and encodes 575 amino acids.